AUUUUUCUGGUGCUUCUUUCGUGUCUGGACGAAAACGAAUGUGUGUCCGUUGAAUUUUGUGACCGUCUACUUGCAAUAAAGUAAUUCACCCGUAUAUCACAGGUUGCGGUGAUAGAUAAGAGGGCGGCGUAUCGAAUAUAAGCGAAAACGUAUCGAAUCGGUCUAUCGGUUUGUGUUGUGUGUGCCCGGUGAAUGCCGACUGCAAGCGCGUGCCCGACUGUUCCCUCCUGAAUCGGAGCCGCCUUACCGAGAAAGUGUGCGUGUGUGUGAGUGUGCGUGCGUGCGUGCUGUGAAAGUGUGGAAGAAAGCAUAGUGUGAAGCGAAUAACACCGAGCAGAGCAGUGCCUUUUUCAGCCGAAAGAAGGGUGUAACAAUUGACCACACACACACGGUUUGUUUGGGUGCUUUUUCGAACGCAAACACAAGUCAACAUGUCGCAGCGAACGAAGCGUUCCGGUGCCUCGACGCCGGUCCCGGUGACGGCUAGCACCCCGGUACAGCAGAGCGGCAGCGCGGCGAUGGGUGCGUCAGCGUCGCAACAUCACAGCAGCGGCUCCCGUCCAGCCAGCCCGCUAAGUCCUACGCGUCACUCCCGCAUGCAGGAGAAGCAGUCGCUACAGUAUCUGAACGACCGUCUGGCGGCGUACAUGGACAGGAUGCGUAUGCUCGAGCAGGAAAACUCACGCCUCACGAUGGAGGUGCGCACCUCUCAGGACACGUCCACCCGCGAGGUGUCCAACAUCAAAUCGAUGUACGAGCAUGAGCUGUCCGAUGCCCGCAAGCUGCUCGAUGAAACGUCGCGCGAAAAGGCCCGCAUGGAGAUCGACGGCAAGCGGAUCCUCGAGGAAAAUGAGGACUUGAAAAAGCGCUUGGAUCGUAAGACGAAGGAAGGUGCCGAAGCCGAGCGUAACCUGCGCGCACAGGAAGCGCGAGCGAACGAGCUGGCCGGCAAGUAUCACACGCUCGUUGCCGACCACAAGAAGGCUAAGGAUGAUCAAAAGGAGCUGGAAAAGGAGCUGGCCAAGCUUAAGAAGCAGCUCGACGCGUUGCGCAAGAAUCUCGAGGACGAAACGCUCACCCGCGUCGAACUGGAGAAUGCCGUGCAAACGUUGCGCGAGGAGCUGACGUUCAAGGACCAGGUGCACAUGCAGGAAAUAUCGGAAACGAAGACCCGCCGCCAGGUGGAGAUUAGCGAAAUCGAUGGCGUACUGUCGGAGCAGUACGAGGCGAAGCUGCAGCAGGCGCUGCAGGAUCUGCGCAACCAGUACGAUAUGCAGCUACGCAUGAACCGUGAGGAGGUUUCCGAUCUGUAUGAGGCUCGUCUUCGCGAUCUGGAGCACCAGAUGAACCAGGAACGGUUGCGCCACGCCGACGAAAAGGCCAAGAUGAUGGAGGAGGUCGAGCGGCUGCGAAAGGAAAUGUCGAUGCAGCUGCAGGAGUACCAGGAGCUGAUGGACAUCAAAAUUUCGCUCGACAUGGAGAUUGCGGCCUACGACAAACUGCUCAGCUCGGAGGAGGAUCGGCUCAAGAUUACGCCGAGCGGCAAUGUUUCGCUGUUCUCGCAGUCCGGACUGUCCAGCAGCAUGUCCCGUGCCGGUAUGGUGCGCCGUACACCGAAUCGUGCCGCGGCCAAGCGCAAGCGUACGGUGUUGGAGGAAUCGGAUGAACGCAGCGUGUCGGACUAUUCCGUCACGUCGUCUGCCAAAGGUGACCUGGAGAUUGUGGAGGUCGAUCCGGAGGGAAAAUUCGUGAAGCUGAGAAAUAAGUCGGGCAAGGAAGUUCAAAUCGGCGGAUGGUCUCUGGUCCGUAAGGUCGGCACCAACGAAACCGUGUUCAAAUUUCACCGAUCGCUAAAGGUGGACGGGGGCGCCUUUGUGACCGUUUGGUCGUCCGAUUUGGGCAAGGAUCACGAACCACCAUCGACCAUCGUGAUGAAGGGCCAGAAGUGGUUCGCCGGAGACAACAUGACCACCCAUUUGAUGAACGCUGACGGAGAGGAGGUUGCUGCCUCUGAACGUGUGAAGCGAAUCGUGUCGACCGCUGCCUCCCGUCACCGUGAGUACCUUGGAAGUUACGGCGAGGAGCUUCAUCACCAGCAGGGCGAACCACGAGGCGACGAAAAGUGUCGCAUCAUGUAAUAAGUGCCGUGUAAUAUUGUGUGCCGAAGAUAUACAUAUAUAUGGCAAAACGUGUGGCGGUGACGUUUAUAUAUAAUUUUAUCAUUACAAACAUUACAUCUGGAACACGUUCCCCCUCCCUGCUCUCGCUGUUGACUAGGAGGAAACGUUAUCUGCUGUAAGCGAAUAAUUUAAAGGGAAGGGUUAUUGCUGCGCGCCGAGCAUUAGAUUUGACACAAACACACGUUCAUACGUGCACGUGCAUACACAGAGAACUGCGAAGCAAGAUAUUCGUUUUGUCCGUACGUCGUCCACCACAAAACAAACGCAGCAAAAUGUCCGUAGCACACAAGCGCCGCGGUAGCGUAGGAAAGUGAAUUCGUCGUGUUUGUUUAACUUUUUCUUAUAUAUUUAAUUUCUUAAUAUUCAAAACUUCCCACACACACACACACACAUUCUCACCUUAAACCCCUGUUGGGCCAUGUGCGAGUUAAUAGAUCUUUUACUAUAAUGCUUAGUAGAGAUCAACGACGGGAAGACCAUCACAAUGUCCAUCACUGGAAAGGGCAGGAAAACAUAAUCUUGUAAAAUAUUACCUAUUUGGAACUACUUACAAACAGCGCGUGUGCGUGUGUGUGCGAAUCCUUCAAAACUUUAUGCUCCUUUUUUUCUUUUUUUUAAUUUUCGGAAUUGAAUAUAACAAAAAGUAAUAAUAAAAUUAACAGAUUAUCGAUCCGGGGGAUUAACGUUAGCGACUAAUGACGGUUACAAAUAACACGAGCAAAAAAUACAAAACUGAACAAAAAAAAAACAUAGCACACUCACACAAGCGAACCCGCGUACAUAGUAAAUGAGAGGCCUUUUGUUUUGUGGAAAAAAGAACUAAAUAACAACCACUCACUAACUUA
Molecule: messenger RNA, 3025 nt
Organism: Anopheles stephensi (Asian malaria mosquito)
Lineage: Eukaryota; Metazoa; Arthropoda; Insecta; Diptera; Culicidae
Product: lamin Dm0
Exons: 6
Coding region: 432-2138 (568 amino acids)
Source: RefSeq, a predicted model, not a curated record